Messenger RNA from Cuscuta epithymum, 4179 nucleotides. The record is from the annotation of a GenBank genome assembly. NCBI's taxonomy places the organism in Eukaryota, Viridiplantae, Streptophyta, Magnoliopsida, Solanales, Convolvulaceae.
GGAAGAUGAGGAUAAUAAGCUUUAUUUGUUACGAUAUCCGCACCAAUCUGAUUUUCGCCAAGGCUUAAUAAAAGACUCUAUGCGAACUCAAAGACGUAAAAUAGUUAUUGAGGGACUUUUUAAAGCAAAUGCGCAUUCCCCUCUCUUUUUUGACAGGAUGAGGAAAAAAACCUUUUUUUCUAUACCAUACCUGGCUCAACUGAAACGACUUUUUAUAAAAUGGUCAUCCAGAAACGAGUUCGGUAUUUUAGAGUCUACAGAGGAAAAAAAAACAAUAAUAAAAAGAGAAACCAAAAAGGAAAAGAAACGACGAGAGGAAAUAGAACGGUUAGAGAUAGGGGAAGCCUGGGAAACUUUCCCAUAUACCCAAAUAAUAAGAGGUUUGUUAUUAAUAACCCAAUCAAUUCUGAGAAAAAAAAUUCUAUUACCUUCAUUCAUAAUCGGGAAAAAUAUAGGGCGUAUGCUACUAUUUCAAACUCCUGAAUGGUCUGAAGAUUUAAAGGGAUGGAAUAAAGAAACGCAUGUGAAGUGUACUUAUAAUGGUAUUCCGUUAGCUGACAAAAAAUUUCCGGAAAAUUGGUUGACAGAAGGUAUUCAAAUCAAAAUUUUAUUUCCUUUCUGUCUAAAACCUUGGCACGAAUAUAAAUCACUAACUUCUCGUGAUGACUUUUGUUUUUUAACAGUUUGGGGAAGGGAAACAGAACACCCUUUUGGUCAUCCACGACAAACACCUUCGUUUUUCGAGCCUGUUUUUAAGGAACUUUACAAAUUUGUAAAAGUAAAAAUCAAAUUUUUAAAAAAGUUUUCAAAAAAAAAAACAAGUUCAAACGAAAAAAGAACAAUACACCCGAGUUUAAUAAAAAAAGAAAAAGAUGAUCAAAUAAAUAACCAGAUAAUGAAUCAACCCUUGAGUAAAAUUGAAAAAAUUACAGAUUGGAAAAAUUAUUCACCGAUAGACAAAAUACAGGCUAUUACUCAUAGGACAAAUACAAUUAAAAAAAAACUAGAAAGAAUUACGGAAGAUAAGAAAAGGCUGACUCUAGAACUAGAUAUGAGCCCUUACAAAAAAAGUUCGAGAUUAGCCUUGUCAAAAAAUUUUUGUCAAAUGUUAAAAAUAAAAAAAAAUAGAUUAAGAUAUAAAUUUCAUUAUUUUAUAAAAUUAUUGAUUCAAAGAAUAUCUAACUAUAUUUUUUUAUAUACUAUAUCUAUUUGCCAAAUGACUGAAAAACUCUUUGUGGAAUCAACAAAAAUGAACUCUCUUUCAAAUAUAAAAACGCAUAAUAAUAAGCGUUAUAAGGAAAAGCCAGAGAAUUUUGGUCGAUUUAUCUAACUUGUCACAAGCAUAUGUAUUGUACAAAAUAUCACAAAGGAGUUUUUUGAACGUAUCUAAUUUGAUGUCUGUUCUUCAACAAAAUGGAACAUCUUUCUUGAUUGAAAAGAAUUUCUUUAUUAAAAAAAAAAAUAAAAGACUCAUUUCAUAAACAAGGAAUACUUCAAUCUGAAGGAAUAAAAAAAGAACUUAAGCGGUCUAGAACGAGUCAAUGGAAAUUUUGGUUAAGAGGGAAUUCUCAAUACGAUUUAUCUCCUAAUUUCUGGUCUGCCUUAAGAUCACAAAAACAAAAAUGGAGAAAUAGGGCGAAUCGCUAUCGUAGGUCUAAACAAAAAGAUUUACACAAAAGGAAUUCCAGUAGAAAAUUAAAAAUUAAAUAAUUACAGGAAACAAAAGGAUGCUAACUCAGUAUUUAAUAAAAAAAAAAAAGAUAAUUUUAAAAAAUGCUGUCAAUAUGAUCUUUUAGCAUAUCAAUACAUUCAGUAUGAAAAAAAUAGUGGACCCCCUCCAGGAGCUAAACGGGAAACGAUUUCUUAUCAUUACAAGAUGUCACAAAACAACUUGUUUGCGAUAACGAAAAAUCUUCCUAUCACUAGUUUCAGAGAAAAAAUAGAAAGGGUCAAUAUCCCCUAUACAGACAAAAAAUUUAGAGAGAAAAUAUUUAAAUUUGAAAAAGAUUAAUUUUUCUCUUGAUAAAAAAGCGGAUAUUGAGUCCUGGAUCACGGGUAAUGAUAACAAUACUCAAAGUACUCCAAUUUUCACUUAUAAUUAUCAAUUAAUUGAUAGAAUGGAAGAGAUUGUGAAAAUUGAGCAAAUUUUUAAAAAUGAAAAAGAUCCUUUUGCUCUUUUGAUUCAGACAAAUACCGAAGAAAGGAAUCUAGUAAAUUCUAAAAAUUCUUUAUUGGAUUGGAUGGGACUGAAUGAAGCAAUACUCGACCGUCCAUUAACGGCUGAGGAACUUUCGGUCUUCCCAGAAUUUCUGUGGUUUGUUAAUAUAUAUAAAAUGAAACCAUGGAUUAUACCAAGCCAAUCACUUAUUUCUAAUUUGAAUCUCAAUGAUGAAAUGACGAAUCAAAAGAUCGGUAAAAUUAAGAAUAAAAACAAAGAUAAAAAGGAUAAAAAGAAAACUGAGGGUGAAACCAAAGGUAAAACUGAGAGUAAAAAAAAAGAUAAAGCCGAGGGUCAAACCAAAGGGGAAACUAAAGGUGAAACCAAAGGUGAAACCAAAGGUGAAACCAAAGGUGAAACCAAAGGGAAAACUGAAGGUGAAACCAAAGGUGAAACUGAAGGGGAAACCCAGGGGGAAACUGAAGGGGAAACUGAAGGUGAAAAGAAAAGUCAAACUGAGAUAGAACUAGAGUUAUUCCUGAAAAAUUAUUUAUUUUUUCAAUUUAGAGAGGAUGAGGAUGUUACUUUUAAUCAAGGCCUUUUCCAAGAUCUCCAGAUCUAUUGUCUCUUGCUUAGAAUGCUAAAUCGAAAAAAAAUGAUGCUAUCAUGGAUUCAAAGGGAAAAGUUAAAUUUGGGUCUAAUGCCACAGAUGAAUCAGGAAGAGAGUAUUCAAGAUUCAAAAAAUUCAAAAAGAAAUGUUCCAGAUUCAAAACAGAGUGUUCCAGAUUCAAAACAGAGUGUUCCAGAUUCAAAAAAUUCAAAAAGAAAUGUUCGAGAUUCAAAACAGAGUGUUGCGGAUUCAAAAGAGAGUGUUCCAGAAUUUUUAAAAAGGACGGGAUUUUGGUUGACCCCCUUCCGCUGUCUAUCAAACCAAACGGAGAAUUUCUUAUGUAUCAAACCAUAGUUCUUUCAUUGGUUCAUAAGAGUAAAGAAAUUCUUAAUCAAAAAUACGUAAAACAACGAAUAAUUCGCGCUGAAGAGAACAAUAAUUGUGAUCCGCUUCUUAUUGAAAAUAUUUUAUCAUCUAGGCGUCGUAGAGAAUUAAGAACUCUAAUUUGUUUCAAUUCAAACAAAUGGAAUGGCGUGGAUGCAAAUUCUCUAGUUUCCAACAAAAAUCAAGUUUGGGAGGAAAGUAACCCUCGGCAUAAGGAUCCGAAUAAAUUGAUUGAAUUUUUUCUUUGGCCUAAUUAUCGAUUGGAAGAUUUAGCUUGUAUGAAUCGUUAUUGGUUUAAUACUAAUAAUGGGAGUCGUUUCAGUAUGUUAAGGAUCCAUAUGUAUUUACCAUUGAAAUUUAAUUGGUGGAAAUUUAAUUGAUAGUAGUACUAUCUACCCUCUAGCAGGGUAGAUGGUACCAGGUUAGAUGAAAAGCAAUGAAUGGAAAUAUACCUUAUUUUAAUUUGUAUCUAACUGAAUCGAGGAUACCAUAUAUUUAUUUAGAUCUAUAUAGAUACUUUCUCCCUCAUCCAAAGAAUAUUAAGUUGAAAUAAUUCACUUUUAUUUUAUUAAUGAACCCGAAAAGAGAGGGUUUUCUUUUGAUUUGAAUUGAUAGACUUAGUUAGAAGAAUUCUUUUUUAGCAAUAAAUGUCUUUCACAUCCAGUGAUAACCUGUAAAUCAUUUUAAAUGGCAGUUCCAAAAAAACGUAUUUCGAAAGCCAAAAAGCGUAUUCGUAAGAACAUUUGGAAAAGAAAGACUAUUGAGGUAAGAUUAAAAGCUCUUUCAUUAGCAAAAUCUCUUUUAACGGGUAAGUUUACAAGUUUUUUUUACAAAAAAAAUAAAAAAAACAUUGGAUUCAUUUCUGUCAAGUUGAUUUCUUGUAUAAUAUUUCUUCUUUUUUCUUAUCAUUUUCUUUCUUUAUUUUUCGUUAGUUCGUUUUAGUUACUAAUCAAUUAUUUCAUAUCUAUGAAAUAAAUCUAUAACUUAAUUAUAAAAAAUUAUUUUAAAUGCAUAUUAUAUAUCAAUG